CAACCACCUCAUCAUCUCAGACGUUUACCACGAUGCCAGACGACAAGGUACAGAUUCAAGCUGCGUCGUCACCCACCGAAGAUUCAGACGUAGCCACGCCGAUUACUGAAGCGUCAGAACCCAAACCCGGGGUAGACGGAGUACCAGUUCGUUGGUACGAUGCCGACCGCACCGAAUCGUAUACGCGUAUUACGCCAUUUCAGGAGAAACAUGAUACGAGCAUCGAGUUCUUCUACAAGCCUAUUACUCUGACUGCACUAGGAAUUGGGAUGGCUGUCUUGGCGUACGUUGCCACCACUCAGGACGUCCUAAAAGAGGGACGGGAUAAACGUAGAGUCGGUGCAUAUGCUGCGAUAGCUUCCUUUCUUCUUUUCUCGAUGAUACAAUUUCGAGAUGGACCGUUUGUCCGGCCCCAUCCAGCAUUCUGGCGAAUUGUUUUGGGCGUCAAUUUACUGUAUGAGCUCGCCCUGGUUUUCUUACUCUUCCAGGAUCUCGACUCGGCGAGAGCGAUGAUGAAGUACCUGGAUCCUGGUCUGGGAGUUGCACUUCCAGAAAAGAGCUAUGCGGAGAAUUGUGAAUUCACGCCGCAAAAUAUUUGGAAUGCAAUCGACAUCUUUUGCCUCGCCCAUGCAUUGGGCUGGUUUGGGAAGGCGCUGAUACUUCGCGACUAUUGGUUUUGCUGGAUCCUGAGUAUCGCGUUUGAGUUCGCUGAAUAUAGCUUGCAACACCAAUUGGCCAAUUUCGCAGAGUGCUGGUGGGACCACUGGAUUCUCGACGUGUUGGUAUGCAAUUGGUUGGGUACCUACAUUGGCAUGAAGACCUGUCAAUAUUUUGAAGUCAAGCAUUACACCUGGCGAGGACUGCGACAAACACGUGGUCUGCGUUCAAAAACGAAACGUGUCAUCAGCCAGUUUUCUCCUCAUGAUUGGACAACGUUCAAAUGGGAAGGGACCGCAUCCUUCGUGCACUACUUCACUGUCGUUCUCCUUUUGGCAGUCUUCCUCGCAGCGGAAUUGAAUCCGUUCUAUCUUAAGGCUCUCUUGUGGAUGGAGCCCGAUCAUCCGUUUGUCAUCGCGCGUCUGGCGGGAGUCUUUCUCUGUGCCUUGCCUGCGGUCCGAGAGCUGUAUGAAUAUGUUAACGACCCGAGGAAAGCCGUGCGAAUGGGACAGCAUGUAUGGCUGUUGCUCGCUACCAUUGGGACGGAGUUUUUUGCAAUUACCAAGUGGAGCAAGAACCAAUUCCCAGAACCACUGCCGUCCAGCGUCAAGUGGGCAUGGUUCAUCGGCGCUCUACUGCUUGUAUCAUACCCCACAGUGCAGUUUGGGCUACCAAGCGUUAGGAGAUACCUCCGGCGCUCGCAGCGCAAGCCAAAGCCUAAGACAAUCUUGAUAUCGUGA
Postia placenta MAD-698-R-SB12 is the source of this 1397-nucleotide messenger RNA. RefSeq lists its product as hypothetical. The record is from RefSeq and is a predicted model, not a curated record. Gene Ontology annotation, biological process: phosphatidylserine biosynthetic process. Lineage: Eukaryota; Fungi; Basidiomycota; Agaricomycetes; Polyporales; Adustoporiaceae. The transcript is spliced from 16 exons. Bases 33 to 1397 code for a protein of 454 amino acids. Gene Ontology annotation, molecular function: L-serine-phosphatidylethanolamine phosphatidyltransferase activity.